AGCUGUACUGCAUCUUCUUCGCCGCUGGCAUUAAAUCCCUUGUUGAAGGCCCUUCCCCGCACAAAAAGUUUAGCCAGCUUGCCUGUGACGUUGGCAAGUGGCAAACCGCCAUUACGCAGGGAGUAAAAAUCAUAGUCCCUUACUUCCAAGCCACAGGUUGGAAGCGGACAGCGGUGCCAACAUCAGCCCUGUCACACUUCCAAAGAGUUUGGCUCUUGGAGGCUUGAGGUUCAUUCUUUCGGCCAACCGCUAACAUGGCAUCCUCGAGUACAAUUGCGGUUGCUCUUCUUGUCGGUCUGCUGGCACUUCAUGUGCCCCUGGCGCAGUCCAAAAAGUCGCCACCACCGCCGGUUGACAUGGCGCCUCCACCAUCGGACGACUUUCCUCCCCCGGGCGACUAUCCACCAGACCAGCUUCCGCCAUCCAGCGUUGCGCCAUGUGAGGACCCCAACUGUGGGCAGUCACCUGAAAUGCCAGUCCUCCCCGAGUCUUCCCCUUUGAGCCCGCCGCCGUUCCCCAACGUCAUUUUGCCCCGUCUUGCGCCGCCACCGCCAGCGCCCGCGUAUGGUCCCAGCUACGGCCUCUACCCGCCCCAGAGCUACUCGCCCCCUCCCUAUGGCGGCCCCUAUGGCGGCAGCGGCUCUUAUGGAGGCGAUGCUUCGGCUCAGUCCGAUGCUUCGGAGAGUGCCUCUCCGUCUGUGUCCUCUCGCCGCAUGUUGCUGCGGUAACGUCGUUCCUGGCACUACGUUAUGUAGGCUGUAGUGCUGUACUGAUCGGGCGAUUACUUGGAUGGGCGUGGGCAGGAGGAACCUAGAUGGCCGAAACGGCUGUUGUAUGGCCCUAUUAAGGCACUCCUAUCCUUCACUGCACAUUCCAGAUGUGGACAACAGUCCAGGGCCGUUAGGUCUUAAUGUAUCACUGUUCUUCCUAAUGUAUGCGACAGGAUGCGACCGCUUUUGCAGUCAAUAUGGACUAUUUUGCAGGUUCCGACGUGCAUCUGGCCGCUUGAAAAGCAGACGCAUUCAGGCGCUGAUGAAGGGACGCAGUGUGAGCGGCAGUCGUAGGGUUACAUGGCUUUGCGGGCAGGUUUACUUGACGGCGCUGUCAUAAGCGCUUGAGAGAGGGUCCCAUUUUGUUAGCUGACUAGGAUCCGAGAUGGAUUUGCUUUCGCCAGAUGCUGGAGGCGUGCACAUAGGCAACUUAUUCCUUGUUGAGCCCUGGGUACCGUAUCUCGCAAAUUGUGCUAGGCGGUGGGCGUUAUUGACCAAGCUGUCCUUUACUGUGCCGUCUCUGUCGGUAUUGUUUUUGGUUUCACACUGGUUUCCUUCGUGUUACUUCAAGGAUGGUUUUCAAGGAGCCGUUAUGUAUCAGGGAUUCAGGCCCCCUCCCUUCUGGCAGCAUUUCGAAUUACGUGGGUGCUUGUAACCAGUCAAGCAGGUCUCCUUGCGAUUCGCAUCUGUCGGACAAAAGACUCUUCUUC
This is a messenger RNA of Astrephomene gubernaculifera, 1480 nucleotides long. The record is from the annotation of a GenBank genome assembly. NCBI's taxonomy places the organism in Eukaryota, Viridiplantae, Chlorophyta, Chlorophyceae, Chlamydomonadales, Astrephomenaceae.